GACGCUGCUGAGAGGGGGAAGGGAAGCUCCGGGAUAGAAGACUGGUGCGAAAAUCCUUCCGCCUGCUCCAGCUCGCCGGAACCUCCAUACCGCCCACCUGGGACAACCGUCCGCCGUCGCCGAGCAUCGGAACCUUCCCCCUUCGUCCUCUCGAAACCCAAGGUGAGGGAGAUGGGUGAGGAAGAUGACUCGAUCGAGCAAGCCGUUGCCGCGAGGCGAGAGAGGCUGAGGGCUCUCAGAGCUGCUCAGGAGCUGCUCAAUGCCCCCAGCGAGGAUUCUGCUGCUCAAGCUGAUGAUAAGUCGGAUGGCGAGAAUGAGAAUGAUGAGGAUGACGCCCAAGAGGAAAACCCUAGCAUGAAAUUCCGAAACUAUGUUCCUCAUGAUAAGCAACUUCAGGAGGGAAAGGUUGCACCACCUGUUCUACCAAAAUUUGAAGAUCCUGUUGCAACAGAACCUCCUCCAGCUGAAAAGAAGGACCCAUUUAUAAACAUUGCUCCGAAAAAACCUAACUGGGACUUAAGGAGAGAUGUCCAGAAGAAGCUCGAUAAGCUUGAAAGACGCACACAGAAGGCAAUGUAUAAGAUUGUCCAGGAGCAGGAGAAGCAAAAGGAGAAGGCUGAAGAAGAUGGUGAAAAUGGAGCUAGCGAAAAUGAGAUCAAAAUGUUAAGUCCAGAAAGAUCUUAGGGAAGGUGAAACCUCGUUGGCUGUGUAACCUACGAAGAACUGGAUGGGGGGAGCUGAUACUCCUUACUACCCUCUGUUACAUGGGCUGGCUUCUUUCCAUGAAUCAUCUCCUUGCAGGGCCUUUAACAGAAUCGAAUGGGGAACAAGAAAUGAAGGGAAACUUUCCCUUCAUGUUGUCUUUUUAAUUGAUAUUGGAUUUUUGUUGCUAGAUGAUUCUACAUAACGAUUGUGAAUGAUUUGGGAUUUGUUAUAACGCCAAUUGUCCCCUGCACCUAAAGCUGAUAGGCUGAGGGAUGAAA
Eucalyptus grandis is the source of this 983-nucleotide messenger RNA. RefSeq names its product coiled-coil domain-containing protein 12. Gene Ontology annotation, cellular component: U2-type spliceosomal complex; post-mRNA release spliceosomal complex. Lineage: Eukaryota; Viridiplantae; Streptophyta; Magnoliopsida; Myrtales; Myrtaceae. The coding region runs from base 172 to 684 and encodes 170 amino acids. The transcript has 5 exons. The record is from RefSeq and is a predicted model, not a curated record.